Molecule: messenger RNA, 2238 nt
Organism: Tripterygium wilfordii
Lineage: Eukaryota; Viridiplantae; Streptophyta; Magnoliopsida; Celastrales; Celastraceae
Product: U-box domain-containing protein 8-like
Exons: 2
Coding region: 196-1332 (378 amino acids)
Biological process (GO): protein ubiquitination
Cellular component (GO): cytoplasm; nucleus
Molecular function (GO): ubiquitin-protein transferase activity
Source: RefSeq, a predicted model, not a curated record
UUGGUAGCCUCACGAGCUUAAAGCCGAGGCCUUUAUUUCCUUUUCCAUUUAUCCAUGGAUGGAGGAAAGUUCUUCUCUGGUUGCUUCCAAAACCUUGCAAAACCCUCCACCAGAUACUAGAGAGAGAAAGUGAAACUGGGUUUAGAGAGAAAGUGAAACUGGGUUUUAGAGAGAUAAAGUGAGUGAGGAGAAGAAAUGGCGAUUCAGUUCCCGGACGAUUUCAAGUGCCCCAUUUCUCUCGAGUUAAUGACCGACCCGGUGAUUUUAACAUCGGGUCACACCUUUGACCGGGCUUCAAUCCAACGGUGGCUAGACGCCGGUCAUCGGACUUGUCCGAUUACCAACCUUGCCCUUCCUGACUACCCAUCUCUAAUCCCCAACCACGCCCUUCGGAGUCUGAUUUCCAACUAUAACCUAGUCUCCCCUCUAAAUUCACAACCUGACCACCAACCCUCACAAACGUGUUCGCGGUCACGUCCACAGCCGCAGCCGCGAGAAUUAAUAUCCACUCUCACUUCGCGAAGUUCACCUAUUGAGACCAAGAUUGACUCCCUUGCUCAACUCAACAAACUCUCCAAGCGAGACCCGGCGAUUCGUCGCCACUUGACGGAGUCAGGCGCCGUAUCGGCUGUUCUCCGCUGCGUUAACUCGCUCGAUCCGGCGCUACAGGAGAAAGCCCUCUCUUUGCUACUGCAUUUGUCGCUGGAUGACGACAAUAAAGUGGGUCUUGUUGCUGAGGGUGCGAUUGGGCGGGUAGUUGCUGCUCUCAAAAGUGGGUGGCCGGAUUGCCGCGCCAUAGCUGCGACCAUUCUAACGAGCCUUGCGGUUGUGGAGGUGAAUAAGGCAACCAUUGGUGCUUAUACGGACGCAAUUAGAAACCUUGUGAGGAUUAUAAGGUAUGGAGAGGGCAGAGAGGUGAAAGAGGCAGCCACUUCUCUUUACGCAAUAUGCUCUUUCCCUGAUAAUAGGAGACGUGCGGUGGAUUGUGGGGCUGUACCUAUUCUGUUUCGGAUUGCGGAAUUGGGGCUGGAGAGGGCAGUGGAAGUGUUGGGAGUACUGGCAAAAUGUAAGGAAGGAAGGGACGAGAUGGGGAGGAUUGAUGGGUGUGUGGGGAUGUUGGUGAAGGUGUUGAAGAAUGGGAGUGCAAGGGGAGUUCAGUACGCACUCUUGACGUUGGAUUUUUUGUGCAGCUAUAGCGAGUUAAUGUGCAGGGAAGCUGGGAGAGAAGGCGUUUUGGAGAUGUGUGUGAGUUUGGUGGAGGAUGAGAAUGAGAAGAUAAGGAGGAUUGCUUCAAGUUUAGUGCAGACUCUGAGUGGGAGCCGCUUGAUGUAGGGAUGAAAGGAGUGAGCUUUUGUGGCAGUGGGGUAGUUGUCGGCCAUGGAGGUGGAUUAGGUGGCUCUGGACAAGAAAGUGCAUCCGGACCCCAAAGCAUUCUUCAAUCGUCAUACUUUGUCCUAGAGAUCAAUAGAAAAAGAGUUGUUUUUUAAGUGUGGGGCCUACUUUUAGGUAAUUAUUUGGUCAAUGGUGGUUCCUUCAAUAAGACUCCAUGAAGAAAAAAUGAAGCGGGUGGGUCCUUAUGUUAUCCAGCUUGACCUGCAAUCAGUAGGGUUAUGAAAACAGAGUCUCGAAUGGGACAUCUUGAAAGAAUUGAUUCCUCUAGUGGUGUACACAGCAGCUUGAAGCAAAAGAAAAAGCUUCCAUACUACAAUCUCAUCCUCUGGAAAUGCCGACACCGUCCACCCAAAAAAGAAGACAAUUUUGAAGGUACAAUCAUGGAGGAAAUGGAAGCUUCAUCACACUUUGUAGUUUAAAAAAGAAGGAAAAUUAUUAGAAGACAUGAAAGGCCUCAUCCUCCCCCUCUAGCUCCUCUUACAAGCAUUAGUUAUCAAUUAGUUAUCAUUAGAGUGGGUCAUCUUCCACAUGCAUUAGUGUAUUUGGUAAGACAGAUAAAAACUAAUUCAGACGGGAGACAAAAAAAAAUUCCUGUUAUGUCUUUCUAAACAUGGUCUCAUCUGAUGAUAAGUAUACUGAUUAGGAAGAGAAGCACGCUUGAAGACAAAGAUCAUUGAUGCCUUCUUUGGAUUCCAUAAGAAAGAGAAGUAGUUUAUGACAAUUUUAUGUUUUCUUUUACUAUAGUAAGCUGUUGGUGGUUAGGACAUUCUCACCCUUAAAUCAAUGUAAUUAUGCACUAACGAUGGUUGAAUGUUGUGAUUAAUUUUAAUUAUGGAAUUUGAUUAA